This is a messenger RNA of Dromaius novaehollandiae (emu), 1771 nucleotides long. RefSeq names its product DM1 protein kinase (gene DMPK). Gene Ontology annotation, molecular function: protein serine/threonine kinase activity; ATP binding. The record is from RefSeq and is a predicted model, not a curated record. Gene Ontology annotation, biological process: actomyosin structure organization; peptidyl-threonine phosphorylation. Lineage: Eukaryota; Metazoa; Chordata; Aves; Casuariiformes; Dromaiidae. Gene Ontology annotation, cellular component: cytoskeleton; cytoplasm.
CGGCGGGGAGCGGCGGGGAGCGGCGGGGGGGGCCGGGCCCUGCGAUGGCGGCGCCCCCGCGGCGGCGGGCGCGGCUGCGGGCGCUGGCGCUGGACCGGGAGGCGCUGGGUCUCGAGGCGCUGCUCGACCUGGUGCUGGGGCUCAGCGGGGGGCUGCGGCCCCGGCCGCCCCCCCGCCCCGCCGCCGCCGCCCCCGCCGCCGCCGCCCCCGGCACCGGCACCGGCACCGGCACCGGCGGCGACCGCCACGUCCGCGACUUCCUGCGCUGGGUGGAGCCGGUGGCCGCCCGCAUCCGGGAGCUGCAGCUGCAGCGCAGCGACUUCGAGAUCCUCAAGGUGAUCGGCCGGGGCGCCUUCAGCGAGGUGGCCGUGGUGCGGAUGAAGGAGUCGGGGCAGAUCUACGCCAUGAAGAUCAUGAACAAGUGGGACAUGCUGCGCCGCGGCGAGGUCUCCUGCUUCCGGGAGGAGCGGGACGUGCUGGUGAACGGCGACAAGCGCUGGAUCACCCAGCUCCACUUCGCCUUCCAGGACGAGCACUUCCUGUACCUGGUCAUGGAGUACUACGUGGGGGGGGACCUGCUGACGCUGCUCAGCAAGUUUGGGGACCGGCUGCCGCUGGACAUGGCCCGCUUCUACCUGGCCGAGCUCGUCAUGGCCAUCGACUCCGUCCACCGCCUGGGCUACGUGCACAGGGACAUCAAACCCGACAACAUCCUCCUGGACCGCUCGGGCCACAUCCGCCUGGGCGACUUCGGCUCCUGCCUCAAGCUGGGGGCGGACGGCACGGUGCGCUCGGCGGUGGCGGUGGGGACCCCCGACUACCUGGCGCCCGAGAUCCUGGAGGCGGUGGAGGACCCCGGCCGCUCCUACGGGCCCGAGUGCGACUGGUGGGCGCUGGGCGUCCUGGCCUACGAGAUGUUCUUCGGGCGGCCGCCCUUCUUCGCCGACUCCCUGCCCGAGACCUACGGCAAGAUCCUCCACUUCGAGGAGCACCUGGAGCUGCCGGGGGCCGGGGGGGUGCCGGCGGCGGCGCGGGCGCUGGUGGCCGGGCUGCUGUGCGGGCGCGAGGCCCGGCUGGGCCGCGGCGGUGCCCCCGACUUCCGCCCGCUGCCCUUUUUCGGGGGGCUCGACUGGGCCGGGCUGCGGGGCAGCGCCCCCCCCUUCGCCCCCACCGCCGCCGGCGCCGCCGACACCUCCAACUUCGACGUCCUCGACGACUGCCUCAGCGAGCCCGACCCCCCCGGGGACCCGGCGGAGCAGCCGGACCUGGCGCUGCAGCUGCCCUUCGUGGGCUACUCGUACGCCCGCGGCCCCCCCGGGGAGGAGGAGGCCGAGGACUGGGGACUGGGAGCAGGACGCGGCCAUGGAGCUGGAGGGCGAGUGGGGGACCCCCCCCGAGCCGGAGCCGGACCCCCCCCCCGACAUGGAGGAGCUGCCCGCCGGGGGGGCCCCCCCGCCCGCAGAGACCCCCCCACCCAUGGGGACCCCCCCGGCUGCAGAGACCCCCCCGCCCGCAGAGACCCCCCCACCCAUGGGGACCCCCCCGGCUGCAGAGACCCCCCCGCCCGCAGAGACCCCGCCGGCCACGGGGACACCCCCGCCCGCGGGGACCCCCCCACCCAUGGGGGCACCGCCAGCCACAGGGACCCCCCCAGCCACGGGGACCCCCCCACCUAAGGGAGCACCCUCUGCCAUGGGGCCCCCCCCAGCCACAGGGACCCCCCCACCCAAGGGGAACCCCCCACCCACGGGGGCCCCCCCGAGGACAGCGA